AUGACAUCGACCAAUUUCGCGCAAGCGCAGCAGCGCCUUGCAGCUCGACGACAAGCCCGCGAAGCCGAGAACGCUGCCCGAAUCGCAGCGCAACGCGAAUCCUCACGAGCACGCGCCCAGGUCGACCGCCUGCCCUUUCCCUUUAGCCGACUCGGAUCAGCAUGGGACGCUGUUUCGUCGCAAGAGGGGACGCGUCCGGCCUUUAGAGUCGGACAGGUCGAUGCCGAACUUCUGGAUGAUGAAUUGUUGGAGCUUUUGAAGGGCCAGGUCGGCGAUGCGCUCAAAUACUUCGCCGGCGGCCACUUGCAAGACGACUGGUCGGCCGAAAUACUCUUGGCGUUGCGUGCGGUCCUCUUCAAGCUCACCGUCUGGGAUCACGAUGCGACAUACGGAGCGGCCUUACAGAACCUAAAAUAUACGGAUGCCAGAGGGGAUGGCUCGGUGCUGAUCCCGCCCUCCAAGUGGCAGAAGUCGCUGUAUGGACUGGCCAUCGUCUUUGGAAGAUACGGCUGGGAUAGAUGGGAGAAUUGGUUGCUGGAGCACGAUGAUGGAUACAGCGACCCUAGUCCGCGCCUCCAAAGACUCUCACGCAUCACAUCGAGGAUAACGACUCUUCACUCGGGAGCGGCCUUCGUCUCAUUCCUCGUCUUCCUCCUCCAGGGGAGAUAUCGCACGCUCUUAGAUAGAGUGUUGCGGAUGCGCCUAGCUCCACCAACGAGUCAGGUCAGCCGAGAGGUGUCCUUUGAGUAUCUCAACCGGCAGCUCGUUUGGCACGCCUUCACUGAGUUCCUCCUCUUCGUCCUCCCGCUCAUCGGCAUCAACCGGUGGAGGAGAUGGAUAUCCCGGACUUGGCGCAAGACGAAGUCGAUGAUGACUACCAGCGGAGACGAGGAGAAAUCUGCGAAUGGAGAACUCGGCUUUCUACCAGAGCGCACAUGUGCUAUCUGUUAUCAGGACCAGAAUACUUUGGCGAUCACGGAAACCGAAAUUAUGGCUGCGGCAACCUCGGGUGGCGUCAUAGGCUCGGCUCAGACAGACAUCACCAACCCGUACGAGACCAUUCCUUGUGGUUGCGUUUACUGCUUCGUCUGCCUUGCGACCCGUCUUGAGCGGGAAGAGGGCGAAGGUUGGACGUGCCUCAGGUGCGGCGAGCUCGUCAAAGAAUGCAAGCCAUGGAGUGGCGAUGUUUUGGAGCCACCCAAGAAGUCACCUACGGCAAAGAUGGUGGCCUUCUCAGAAGACCCGAAAGAUGUUCAAGUAGAGGUCAUCGAUGAAGAAGGAACAGACGACGAGGCUAGCAACGACCCGGACUUCGUUGAUGUACCAAAAGAUAAGCAAGACUCUGGCGAUUCCGAAGACACUGAAGAUUCAGAAGGCUUCGAAGAGACUAUGGAUAAUGACGAGGAUUGA
Messenger RNA from Colletotrichum karsti, 1410 nucleotides. RefSeq names its product peroxisomal biogenesis factor 2. The transcript has a single exon. Bases 1 to 1410 code for a protein of 469 amino acids. Gene Ontology annotation, molecular function: zinc ion binding. Gene Ontology annotation, biological process: protein import into peroxisome matrix. The record is from RefSeq and is a predicted model, not a curated record. Gene Ontology annotation, cellular component: peroxisomal membrane. NCBI's taxonomy places the organism in Eukaryota, Fungi, Ascomycota, Sordariomycetes, Glomerellales, Glomerellaceae.